This is a messenger RNA of Hyaloscypha bicolor E, 3611 nucleotides long. RefSeq lists its product as uncharacterized. The record is from RefSeq and is a predicted model, not a curated record. The coding region runs from base 451 to 3222 and encodes 923 amino acids. Lineage: Eukaryota; Fungi; Ascomycota; Leotiomycetes; Helotiales; Hyaloscyphaceae. The transcript has 4 exons.
CUCUUCACGAAUCACGAUUCACUCGUACGCUGCGAUCCCGCGCUGUGGAAGCCACAUAUUGCCCCUAGUUUGAUACUUUGUAUCCCCGUUACAGCACAAGACCAUUAGGUUUCAGGAAGAUGAUUUAGGAAGGCGGCAAGGCUACGUAGUCGCACAAGGAACGAUUAUAUUAAACUCGAUAACUUAUCGGGCAAUAACACCGAUUUCGAUCCAAACCCCGGAAUCGUUUGCGACAGUUGAGUGUCCAACCACCGCACGGAGCGCAAUCGGGGCUGCAACUUCGAUUCUGCACUGAAUCGAGCCGGAAUUACUACCCCUGAGUCCAGAUUCAAUUCAACUGCAUCCAACCCGCUCGCUUUAUACUUCACUCUUAAUUUUGCCUUUCUUCAUGCUCUAUUGUCAUUCUCUGCUUUUGCUAUUACAAUUCCCACCCUGCGCCUAUCACUAGAAAUGGCAACAAUCAUUUCCACGAACGUUCUGAAACAGGAAGCCGAUGAUCACCUAAGAGACAUCCGUAAGCGGAAGGGUGUUGAUGUUUCAAAUGGGCAGCAAUCUAACAAUGUGGAAGACUUGAAUCGUGCAUUGAACAUACUUUCUGACCAGCUGUACAAAAAGCCGACUCAUUUCUUACUGGAGUUAAUUCAGAAUGCCGAUGAUAAUACUUUCGAGAGUGAUAUUCCAACGAUUUCCUUAACUUUGGAUAUCGCUACGGAUAAUUAUCUGCGCAUCGACUGUAAUGAGGUUGGUUUCAAUAAAGCCAAUGUAGAAGCCCUCUGUCGAAUCGGAUUUAGCACGAAGAAAGACAAGGAAAGAACUAAAGGCUACAUUGGAGAGAAGGGUAUCGGUUUUAAGUCUAUAUUCAAGGUUGCGGACACUGUCCAUAUCUCUUCAAAGGGAUAUGCAUUCAAAUUCGAUCGACGCAGCAUGCUCGGCAUGAUUGCACCUAUUAUCGAAGCCUUUCCACCGGAGCAUUUGAAAAUUGGCCAAACACAGACCUUUCUUGAGAUCAAAGGCAAUGCAGAGUACAAAGAUAUCCACAUCGAGCUUGAGAAGUUACAGCCACAGAUUCUCAUCUUUCUGCGUAAAAUACGUAAGUUAGUUAUUUAUACGCCUCGUAUGGGAAAACGCCAGUUCGAUAUUCGGAGGCUCAACCAGGACGCAGAUUUUGAUGGGGAAGAGACAGCGAUUUUGACAAGCAGAUGCUCGAGGGACAACAAGCCUACAGAGCACAGGUAUAUCAUUGUCCGUCGUAUUGAGACAACUCUCGAGAAAGACGACCGAAGGGAGAACAUCACAGAGACAGAGACUGUGCUGGCGUUCCCAAUAGAUGAGGAAAUGAGACCAGUACUACACGACCAGCAUACCUACGCAUACCUUCCGAUAGAUGACUACGGCUUCAAUUAUCUCAUACAGGGAGAUUUUCUCUUGAUCGCCAACAGGGAAAGCGUUGAUUCAUCGAGGUGGAACGACAGCGUCCUGACAGGUGUGUUGAGAACAUUUGUACGGCGAGCUGUUCCCCGAUUCAAUGAGAUCCAUGGAAGCUCUCCAAGCCUUCGCUAUAUGUGGCCUCUUUUUCUGAUGGACAAUGGGGGAACGGACAAAUUCUGGUCGAAAUUAAAGCGGUGGAUAUUCAGCCGGCUCGCAAAACGAGACGUCCUUGAAUGCCGACACAAUAUGGACCUUUCGCGCCCCGAUUCUCUAUUCUAUAUUCCAUCGGAAUUCCGAUUCAAGGGCGAGCCUUUGGUCGAAGACGAGAAGAUUACGCCGUAUCAUCUCUCUUUUGCCUACGAUCCAGAGAUCAGUCAGAUCUUACCACAGCUCACACGAAUGGGCGUGAAAGUCAUGUCAUUCUUGGAUUUCUAUACGGAACUGCGUGCUCUCAUUGCUCGGCGCGGCAUUUCAUUUCUGAAAGGAAAGUCCAACCAAUGGCACUCAAAGGUGGCAGGUCUUUUUUAUCGCGAAGGAAGCGUGUCACAGCUGCAACAUAUCCCCCUCAUCCCUCUGCAUGAUGGCCGAUGGGUUACAACCUCCCAGGGCAAUGUAUUUCUUGAAGAAGAUACAUCCCGUACGGCAGUCCCGGGUGGGUUGGAUAUCAAUUUGGUUGAUGCUGAGGCAUGCCAGGAUGCUAAUCGAAAAGAUUUCUUCCGGUGGCUUUGCAUAGAGAAGUGUGACCAAGCUGCAGUCUGCCAGUUGAUCAUGCAACGCUAUAAUGCAUUUCGCGGGCUAUCCUUGACACAUUCUAUCCAAGAUUUGAUCUACCUGUUUCAGACGCCCCGGGCUGUUUACAAAAAAUCUCUUGAGGGAUUCCAGCUACUUCCCGCUACACCACUGAACGGUUUCAGAUACGCCAAAAGGUUCUACAUUGAACAUCCGGGCAAGUCGUCAAUCCUAACUAAGUAUGCUAGGGAUCCGGCAAGUAACAUUUCACUUCUGCAUCCGGAUUAUCUUAACGCAGUCCGCACUCUGGGGAAAGAAUCUGAGUUCUUGGAUUGGGCCUGCUCUCGCUUGAAAAUUUCCACUCACCCCCGCCUCAUCGAUAACUCUCAGAACUUAACCCCAGAAUUCAAGUUCCUGAAGAAUAAUGCAGCUAUAGAUUUGCUGCUCCUUUUACGGGAUCAUUGGGAUAUGUAUUAUGACCAUCUCAAUCUCAAAUUGACCACAGCAGUUUCAGAGAUGCUCGUGGAUUGCACCGACGGGCUCGCUCGCCGUUUAGACGAGACCGCCCUACCACUUGAGAAACUGAAACUUGAGGGCCCGGACCUGUCAUUCAUAGCGAUUCCUGAGCACAAUGACGUUCGCUGGCUUAGAUUCUUGCACUUCGGUGUCCUUACCAAUCCAUCCGCUGCGUUCUACCUUCGUCAGCUCAAAGCUCUCACUUCUCGACCAGACUCUAGCACCGCUUCCAAAUUAUCAGUUCAGGCAGCAUACGCCGGGCUUGAAUCCUCCAUAGGAUCGUUCCCAAGAGAGGCACAGGUUGAGUUCACACGACAUCCACUCGUCUUCAUCGAGGGGCUCAAACGAUGGGUCUUUUUGCGCGACUGCGUAUGGGGCGGGCCCCAUCUAGCUUCGGCAUACCACCUCAGCACUGAAUUUCCUCAGUAUAAGAAGUUAUUUCGAGACCUUCUGAAACUGGGAAACGUAACUCUUGAUCAUGUCAUCCAGGAGCUGGACUGUGUGACGAGCAGCACAUCCUUCAGCAGGCUUGAAGAGUUGCUAUUGUAGUUGAAUGAAUAUUUGAGAAAGGGGUCUCCCAAAAACUGCUUGUCAAAGUUGAGAGGGAAGGACAUAAUCCCGGUAAGGAUGCCUAACGGAAGCCUCUGCCGUAUGACCUACGGCUCGGACACUUGGUAUCUUGCAGACAGGCAGAAGUUGUGGGACUGCUUCGAUGGAAGGCUUCCACUCAUCACCUUCGACGUCACAACAGUCCGGAAAUUGGAUCCUCUCAUACAGGCUAUGGAUUUGUCGGACAAGUUACUUUCUAAAGCAGGUGAGCAAACUUUGGAAGCAAUUGGGGACUUGAUUUACGAUGAAGAACGGAGCUUAGAGCUCAGGAGAAGAGCGUCAUAUUUCCAGCGGUAAGUAGCCUUGCAUGCAUAAAUGGAGAGGAUUCU